AUGUCACCUUCGCGGCACAAACAGCUUCUUGAUCAGCUUCCACCAGCCCUGCGCCUUGCACUUCUUUUUGCCCUAGCUCUAGCGUAUGCUGCAUAUAGCGUCAGACCCCAGCCACCAGGCAUCACGCGCCUCAUCAUGAGCCUCCCCGUAAUGCUUCUAUUCACGCUGGCACCUUUACAUCUGCAAGAGUCCAUCAUCAUUUGCGGAUCUCUGGCCUUCAUGUUAUGUUGGCUCUGCAAUUUCAAGCUACUGGCCUAUUCAGGCAAUCGGGGACCUCUGGCGUAUCCGGGGCUCAGCACGAGCCAAUGGCUGCUGAUGCUGUUACUGCCGUACUUCCCAGCCAAAAAACGUGGCCACGCCCGUGCUCGUUCACAUGUCGUACUGCUGAGCCUAGUUUUCAAGGUGGCCUUGGCCGCGGUUCUGACGGUGCUGUUGCUGUCCCCCCUGGCUGACCCGGCGGGGCCGCCACAUAGCCUGAUGCUGCGGCACACGGGUUACGCCCUGUACGUGUGGAUAUUCGCGAGCUUGCUGUUGGACCUUCCCGUGUCGUUGGGCUGCGCUCUGUGGUGCCGUGUGGAGCUGCAGCCCGCCAUGAACAACCCCUUCGCGUCCAUCUCCGUACGGGAGUUCUGGGGACGGAGGUACAACCAGGUCGUGUCGUGCGUGCUGAAGGAUACGGUGUACGACCCUAUCAUGGACGGCAGCUGGGUGGCGGUCUGCGGGUUUGGCAACGAGCAACGGUCAGCAACCGACGCUGCAACGAAUGGCGGCGGCGGCAAUAAUAGAGGCGGCGCGGUUGCGCCCAGAAGUGUUCAUGUCGGCGCUAACGCCAGCUGCUGCUCCAACGGCCCCGGUAUCCCAGCCGCUACACGACAAUCAAAGGAAGGUUCCCGCCGUCGACCCGCCACGUCGUCAUCGCCGCCGCCGCCGCCGCCGGAAGGCAUCUGCGACUUGUUUCCAUCGAGUCCGCCGUCUGCAAACCCGGUGACGGCUGGGUACGGCAGUGGUGGCGGCGGCUGCGGCGGUGGCGGCAGCAGCACCGGUCAGGCUCACAUCGACCGCCGCUGCCAGCGCCAACGUGUGCCGUGUGAACGGCGGCGGCUGGCGGCCAUGUCGGCGGCGUUCCUGGUCAGCGGCGUCAUGCACGAAGUUUGCAUGGCGUACAUGUGUGGUGGCAUGCUGGAGGGCAGUUUCCGUAUGCUUGGUUUCUUCCUGAUCCAGCCGGUCAUUAUCUUGGCUCAGGACGGGGCGAGUACGGCAGUGGCCAAGUGGGUUCCGGAGCAACUGUCCGGCAGUCUGGCCGCCAGGGCGCUGCAGACGGGGGUGACGCUGGCGCUGGUGCUGGGCAGCGCGGAGUGGCUGUUCUGGCCGCCCAUGGAGGCGUGCGGGGCGGAUGGGCGUGGGCUGAUGGAGGUGAUGGGCGUUAUGCGGGCGGUUGGCGGUUGGUUUGGCAAGUUGGCGGGUCGGGCCGGGAGCGCCGCGCUUGAAUGA
Messenger RNA from Volvox carteri f. nagariensis, 1491 nucleotides. RefSeq lists its product as uncharacterized. Bases 1 to 1491 code for a protein of 496 amino acids. The transcript is spliced from 7 exons. Lineage: Eukaryota; Viridiplantae; Chlorophyta; Chlorophyceae; Chlamydomonadales; Volvocaceae. The record is from RefSeq and is a predicted model, not a curated record. Gene Ontology annotation, biological process: lipid metabolic process.